AUGGAUGAAAACGAGAUUGAUUUUCUGUUAAAAGAAUUGGAUAAUGAAAAUCUACAGUGGGAUGAAAUAGUCCAAGAUAAUAAUAAUAUUAGUACGAAUUCUAUCAAUAUUGAUGAUAAUUUGCCUAAUGAAAUUGACCCUAAUAUAAACCAACUGGAUAAUAAAGAAACAGAAACAGUCCAAGCUUUUAGUAUGAAUACUAUAAACUGUAACAAUAUAGAUGAUAAUUUGCCUAAUGAAAUUGACCCUAAUAAUAUUAACUUACUUUAUACUAAAGAAACGGAAAAUUUGUAUAAUUGUUCAAGUAAUAUUAUACCGAGUACUACUGAUGUUAUGGAUCAACACAAUGAUUUUUUACAUUCUGAGAGUGACAAUAAUGGUUCAAUAGACAUACUCAAUGGUGAUAUAAAUGAAAAAAGAAUUAGAAAUAAGAAAAAAAAUCUAAGCAAAUGGAAAAGAAAUUCAAAUCAAAUACUACGUAUGAAAGGACAAUCAUAUUUAGGCUAUACACGGUCUAAAGAAAAGGUAAUCUCUCACAACACAAAUAGACAAGCUAAAACUAUGCUCCCUACAUGUACCAAAAUAUCUUGUCAAAGGUCUAUUAAACGAAAGUGUAAUGAAAUACUGGAGGAUGACAGGUUGAGGGUAUUCACUGAUUUUUGGUCCAAUCUUAGCUGGUCAGAAAAAAAGAUUUAUGUUACUUCCUUAGUAAAAAAGACUAGUGUUAAACAGCGAAAAGUUGAUUCAACAGUGUCACGAAGAAAUAGUUCUUUUUCCUAUUUUUUAAAAGUUAAUGGAGAACUCUUGAAUGUAUGUAAAACAAUGUUUUUAAACACCCUAGCAUUGGGUGAGUCACAAGUUCAUAAUUGGUGCAUAACAAGAGAACAAUGUGAGCUAAGUCCAAAUACACCAAAAGUUAGAUGUUUAAGGGAUAGUCCACAUAAAAAAAAUAGAAAAUUUGUAAAUAAAUUUCUUGAACAAAUUCCAAAAAUGCCCUCUCAUUAUUGUAGAACAUCAACUUCUAAACUUUACCUUGAGCCAUACAUACAAUCAAAAUCCCAGUUGUAUAACAUGUAUAUUGAGAUGUGUAAUAAUGAAGGAAAAGAGAAUAAUAUUGUUUCAAUAAACACCUUUUAUGACAUUGUUGAAAAAAAUAAUAUAUCUCUAUUCAGCCCCAAAAAAGACCAGUGUGACACUUGUUGUUCUUAUCAAACCAAUAAUAUUAGUGAAAAAGAAUGGAAAGACCACAUUGAAGAUAAAAAUCAAAGUAGAGAAGAAAAAUGUCUGGACAAAGAAAAAGCUUUACUUAAUGAAAUACUGGUGUUUACAAUGGACCUGCAAGCGGUUAAAGUCUGCCCAUAUCUUAAAGCAAGUGCUCUAUAUUAUAAAAGUAAACUAUGUGUGCAUAAUUUUACUACAUAUAAUUUGGCAACACAUGAGUCCACUUGCUAUUGGUGGGAUGAGACCCAAAGUGACCUUUCAGCUUCAUCAUUUGUGAGUUGUAUUAUAGAUCAAUUAACAGAAUGCCAUAACAAAAAUCCAAAUCUAAAUAUAAUACUCUGGAGUGAUGGCUGCUGCUACCAAAAUAGGAAUAAUGUACUGUCAAAUGCACUGUUAGAGUUUGCCAUAAACAAUAAAGUUGUUAUUGAACAAAAAUAUUUGACCAAAGGGCACACCCAAAUGGAGUGUGACUCAGUUCAUUCCAAUAUUGAACGCAAGUUGAAGAAUGCAGAUAUUUAUUUACCUUCGGAUUAUUUAAAAAUUACACAGAGUGCUAGGAAAAAACCUUUUCCUUAUAAUGUAAAAUGGUGUGAUACAUCAUUUUUUAAACAAUAUCAAAUUGAUUUAAAUAGAUAUGACUCAUUAAGACCUGGAAAAUCAGCUGGAGAUCCAACUGUUACAAAUAUAAAGUCACUCCGAUACAAUUCAAAUGGCACUAUUGAUUUUAAAACUAAUUUUGAUGAUGAGUACUCUGAUCUCAGAUUGGCUCAAAAGAAAAGAAAAAAAAUGUGUAAAAUAACAUCUCCUAUUAUUUAUGGUCAGCUUCAUGCAGAAGAAUUGAAAAUUCCCAAAAGUAAGUGGGAACAUUUACAGCAACUGAAAAAAGUAAUACCUAAUGAUUGUCAUGAGUUUUAUAAUCAUAUUAAAUAUGAUUAA
Messenger RNA from Macrosiphum euphorbiae (potato aphid), 2157 nucleotides. NCBI's taxonomy places the organism in Eukaryota, Metazoa, Arthropoda, Insecta, Hemiptera, Aphididae. The record is from the annotation of a GenBank genome assembly.